Molecule: messenger RNA, 3597 nt
Organism: Phytophthora nicotianae INRA-310
Lineage: Eukaryota; Oomycota; Peronosporomycetes; Peronosporales; Peronosporaceae
Exons: 6
Coding region: 37-3018 (993 amino acids)
Source: RefSeq, a predicted model, not a curated record
CCGGAUCACAACGACGCCGUCAUUAUCACCUGGAAGAUGGCGACCCAGCAAGUAGCGGAGAGCCGCGCCGCUGAGAUGCUGGAGGAGAUGAUCAAAUCUACGCACCAUCUGGAUGAGAUCCUCCAACGCAUGUGUGCUGCCGAUACUCUAGACCCAGAGCAGACCAAAAGUCACGAUGAAAUUGUCGACGAGAGUGACACCGAGUUCCAAGACUGCGUCGAUGCACCAGGUGAAGAAGUUAAAGAGGUGUCGCCAGAAUUAUACUUUGAGACUGUAAUGAAGGCGUUUCGAGCUGCUGGUGGAGGGAAAAUUGAGAUUCCGUCCUCUGCAGUGGACAUUGAAAAGUUAUCGGACAGUUUGGGUGGGGCUUUAUCAGUUCGAUUUGCCAGCUGCACUCGAGACACGUCGUUCACGUUCCCGUUGCUGCUUCCAACACCUUCUGACAAAAGUUUUGACGUGAUUUCGUCUCCGGUAUUGGAGUCUAAUGUAUCGUACAGCUACUUUAUCUCUCGGUUAAGGCAGCAAAUCGUUGCUUGUGACCAUAUUGUACCGGUGGAACGCGCCGACAAAGCAGCACAGUUGGCGUUUUUACUGCUAGAAGAGCAACAGCGACGUCUACUCGGUGCCAUCAGCAACCGGUUCCCGUAUCAACGUGAAUCGGUCUACUGGGUGCAGAGCAAUCGAGUGUGCGAGGUUACUGUCCAAGAAGCCGAGCGCGACAACCAGUGGGGGCUGCAACUCAAGCUACACGUGUCUUCACAUCUUCGAGCGCGAACUGACUCUGACGACUCGAAUCGGCAGAAUCCAAGCGACUCAUCCGAUGCAGGACUGUCUUCUUGUACACGUUGUCUGGUAUUUCUUCCCAAAACGUGCUACCUGGAUAAAGACGCCACGUUCCUGACGUCCAUAGCAGUUGAACUCGCGCUACACGCUUCGGAGAAGGAAAAAUGCAGUUCUCAAGAGUCGAGCAAUGGUUCGAGAGAGCAUUUUGAAGACCAGAGUGCUAGUGUACAUACUUUCGACUCUACACAGCUGCCAGAGAUGCUCACUGUGUUGCGUUGGGGCUCACACGACGAAAACCCUGUCUUGGACAAUCAAAACAGCGCACAACCAGUGAACAGAGCGAACACCUUCACGAAGGUUGAUAUUGAAACGCCAUUUCCGAGAAAUCGCAUUGUGCAGGCCGCUUGCAGUCGCUUUCACACGCUUUUUCUCAACGAUAUGGGGUUGGUGUUCUCAUACGGACACACGUUGGACGGUGCGUUGGGGCUCGGCUAUGAAUUGAGCGGCUACGUAGCUCAGCCUUCUUUGGUGGACUACUUCUUCGACAAUCUAAUCGUUGUGCAGGACAUCUCUUGUGGUGGAGACCAAUUAGUUGGAGCACAUUCUGCAGCUGUCAGUCAAGAUGGAGAGCUGUAUACGUGGGGAGUGGGGAUCGCUUUGGGAAGAGGGACACUCAGGAGUGCGUCAACACCUCAACGAAUAACCUUACCAUCAGUGGAGACCAAUGUGAAUGGAGCCACGUCGACCGUCGGCUCCGUCUCUUGCGGUAGUGGGUUUUGUGUCGCUCUAACACGUGAAGGACACGCCUUCUCAUGGGGAAAAUGGAGCGACGGGCGUCUUGGACUCGGACGGAUUCCAAUUAUCGCUCGGACAUCUCGACGGCAUGGAGGUGGAGCUGUAAGGAAGCAGUUCCAGUCAUUUCAAUUGACACCGAGGCAGAUUCAGAGUAUUCACACGGGUCAAGUGAACUCUGCACGUCACGAAGAUCCUUUGCUCUCGAAGGUAUCCUGUGGAGAUGCCCAUUGUGUUGGUCUUACUAGAGCUGGUACUCUUGUUACUUGGGGAAGAGGUAACAGCGGCCAACAGGGUCGAGGCGAUGUCAGUGACGCUCUUACCCCCACAGCAGUGUUUAAAGAAUACGUGCACAAACAGUGGCGUGAUGUUGCGGCUGGUGAGAAUUGGAGUAUGGGGCUUUCAGUCGACGGACAAGUGUGGACGUGGGGUGCGUGUGGUGGCGCGGUGCUCGGUCACGGACUGUACGGCAGCCAGAAGAAUGCUCUAUUAGCUGAAACGAUCCUCCAACGCCAUCAGCGGCUUCUCUCACAGCGCAAAAAGUCAUCAAUGGCGUCUUCAUCAUGCCCUCGAUUACCGCAACUGAAGUGGAUGACUCCCCAGAGGAUGCCGUGCUUUGCCACGCCCGAUAUGCGCAUUUGUUGGGUCAGUGCAGGAGCUCAACAUGCCGCAGCUAUCUCAGACACCGGAGACCUCUACAUGUGGGGCGAAGGAUACGCUGACGACUCAGACAGUCUGGUUCUUUCCAGUCUACCGAAGCUUGUGAACUCCGGUCAAAGAAAAAUGGCAGUUGUGAACGUGGAAGACUCAUACGCUGCGAUUGUGCGAGUGCUUCGCUUCAUUUACUACGACCAGGUCGCGCUACAGCAGUUGAAGAGGAACGAAGAGACCGAUGCAGAUGUAAGUGAUCAACUCCUGGAAGAUCUCGUGGCAGCGGACAAGUACGGAUUGGAGCGAAUGAAGCGUUUGUGCGAGCACGCGAUUGCUCUGAACACAGCCAACUGCCUUGAAGUCCUGAUCGUUGCCGAGUUGGUACAUGCCGCACAUCUGAAGCAGGUGGCCAUGCGAUACAUACAGACAAAUCUCUCAGACGUGACAGCUCGGCGAGAAGAAUUUCAACGUUUCCAGGAAGAUUUUCCUCAAUUACUAGAAGAACUUUACACCAGUCUCCGUGAUGCAAGUCGAGACGAAUAUUUACUCAGAGAAUGGCAUACGGAAGUGGGGACCAGCUUGGCUGCCCAGCGUGAAGAACAAGAGCUACAAUGGGGCAAAAAGUCAGAUACAGCAACGUUCCCAUGGGUGCCACUGAGUUUAACUGUGGCUUUUGGCACCAUGUACUUGUCCAUGAUGCACGCUCAAGAGCAUGAGUUUUCUGCAGUCCCCGCUACUAACUUAGUAGCGAUCGCCGCUAUUGGAGGAGCCAUCAUGAUGGGAUAUCUGUAGAUUACAACGAGGCUUCUUACUGCGAAGCAUGUGAGCCACAUCUGGACUGCUGGUCGUCAAGGCGAAGCGAAUGCUGUCUGCAUCACACCGAUCUCGCAGAAUCUCCACUACGUCUGCAUAUCCCUUUACAGCGGCUAUGUCGAAUGCGCAAAUGAUGCUGGAACUCUCGCUUUUAUCCAUCAAAUUCUCUACCACAGCAGCAUGGCCAUUCGCAGCAGCACAAACCAACGCACAGCCUAUAGUGCGUCGAUUCACUCUCUCCAGUAGCAUUUGUACCAGCACGAGAAGUCCAAGACUGGCUGCAUCAGAGAAUACUCCAGUAUACGCGGCUAGAUCGCAUCUCCCGAGUACUAGCGUUACCAUUUCCGGGUUAGCGUCCGAUGCAGCACGUAGCAGAAUCCGCUCGACCAUUUUUCCAGUACUUUUGGUUAGUAAAAGUUCCAACAAUUUCUGUCGAUCCUGUACCGCAGCAAAGACUGCAGCCUCCACAAUAGCAUCUGGACUGCUUUUCUUGACCAAUUCAGCCAACAAGUCCGGGUAAUUAUUCUCCACUGCGAUCAGUAAGGCACGUCUCGGGUG